AUGUCUGAGCAGCUCGAGGUGAAGAAAGCGCACAAGGUUGACGAGACGUCGUUCCCUUAUAUCUUCGAAGAGAAUGCCGAAGUUCCACUGAAGACAAGCUCAACAGGCAUUGUUCGAGUCAAUGUCUACAGGCCUAAAAGUACAAAUGAGGGCACAAAGCUGCCUGUAUUGGUGACUUAUGGCCCAUACGGAAAGGACAUCCAUUACAAAGACUUCCACGCCAAAUCGUACUCUGAAGUAAACCCAGAGCAUCACUCCGAUCACUCAGCAUGGGAGACACCGGAUCCUGGUUUCUGGACAAAGAACGACUAUGUCAUCGUGCGCGCUGACGAGCGCGGGCUCGGGCAAUCGCCAGGCUUCCUCGACACCAUGUCCCGUGGAACAAGCGAGUGCUUCUUUGAUGUGGUGGAGUGGGCUGCUGAGCAACCUUGGUCCUCCGGGAAAGUCGGUCUGCUUGGUAUAAGCUACUACGCUGGAUCGCAGUGGCGUGUGGCUGCCCGCAAGCCGAAGGGUUUGGCAGCUGUCAUACCCUGGGAGGGUAUGAGCGACUACUAUCGCGACCGCUGUAGGCAUGGCGGUAUCUUGAGCAACAAGUUCAUCGAAUUCUGGUGGAACCGUCAGGUCAUCACAAACCAAUACGGACGACCGGGACGCGCGGCGCGCAAUUGGGGUCCUGACACAGUGGAUGGAGACUUGUCCGAAGAAGUUCGAGCAAAAAACCGACAGGACCAGACCAUCGAUACGAACGCGUCCAAAUACCGCGACGAGAUCUACUAUGCAAGCAAGGAAUACGACAUGAGCGAUAUCGAAGUGCCACUGCUUUCCGUAGGAAACUGGGGUGGUAUCUUGCUACACCUUCGGGGCAACAUUGAAGGCUACACGCAUGCCGGGUCCGAGUUCAAAUACCUAAGAAUGAUCACCGGGCGCCACGACUUGCCUUUCUUCUAUAAGGAGGAGGUCGAGAUCCAACGCAGCUUCCUUGACGCUUUCCUCAAGGGAGACGAUCGUGUCGGCUGGUCAGUGAAGGGCAAGCUUCCGCCAGUUGAUAUAGUGCUCAGGAAGGGUGAUGUUGGUUUUGACAAUGCAGAAGCCGAAAAGGUCUACACGAGACGGACGGAAAACGAGUGGCCGAUUGCACGCACACGCUACACCAAAUUCUACCUCACACCGUCACAGUCACUGACGCAGGUUCAACCAAUUACCAAUCGCCCACAGAAACUUUCCUACGAGGCUUUGGGCACACUGGACAACCCUAAGCUUCUCCAGUUUACCACUGCUCCUUUCGAAGAGGAAACAGAGAUUACCGGCCACAUCGUGGCACAUCUCAACGCGUCUCUCUCACCACACGCUACUGGUGCCACACCGUCUGACAUCGACCUGUUCGUCACGCUCCGCUACAUCUCGCCCGAGGGCAAGGAGGUACACUACACAGGCACAGCUGGCGAUCCGAUUCCUCUAGCCAAGGGCUGGCUGCGCGUCAGCCUGCGCAAGACGAACCCCGACCACCCCAAGCACCGCGAGUACUUGCCCUGGAGAGACUACUUCAGCACCGACGUCCAACCCGUUAUUCCUGGAGAUGUUUACGCAGUCGACGUUGAAGUAUGGCCAACGAACGUCAUCGUUGAGAAGGGUGGGAAGAUUGUGUUCGAGGUCAGCAGCGGAGACACACAGGGAAGCGGUAUCUUCCAGCACAAUCAUCCUGAGGACAGGAGCGAGAAGGUUUUUGGAGGACUGAAUCAUCUGCACUUCAGUGAUAAGUUUUUGAAUUAUGUUACGCUACCUAUUGUACCGCCGAAAUAG
Molecule: messenger RNA, 1800 nt
Organism: Ascochyta rabiei
Lineage: Eukaryota; Fungi; Ascomycota; Dothideomycetes; Pleosporales; Didymellaceae
Exons: 3
Coding region: 1-1800 (599 amino acids)
Molecular function (GO): dipeptidyl-peptidase activity
Source: RefSeq, a predicted model, not a curated record